UUGACACUAAUACUGUACUACUGCUAUUACUCAUCAGUGUCUGAAAGUUUUGAUGAUCAAUCUCAUUAUCUUCACCAUUCUACUCUCUAUUUGCUAUUAACUACUCAGCCUUAUUAUUAGCUUCUUGAAUUUGAAAGAAAGUAGUUGUUGUUCAUCAGAAUCUGUAUGAUGGACACAACAAGGCAAGGGAGUAGUAGUAAUGAGAUGCAACCCUUUGUUGUUAAUAGCAAUAGGAACAAUAAUAAUUAUAACUACUAUUCACAUAGAUCAAUAGAGACACUUGUGGUUGUGAUAGCAGUGAUCACAAUAGUAGGUGUCAUUGCUGGAAUGAUAGCAAGGUUAUGUGGUGGAAGACACUUCAAUGGUGACCAUGACAUUGAAGGUUGGGUUGAGAACAAGUGUAGAAGUUGCAUUGAUGGAGGACUACCUCCACCACCACCUCAAGAAGAGCCACAACCACCACCAAAACCAGCAGCACCAACAACAACAACAACAACUGAUGAAGCAGCAGCAAGUAAAUGAAGAAAUUAACACAAAACAUUAUUGUAAGUUUGUUACUACAAUAAUAAUAUAUAUAAUAAUACAAGUUCAUGCUGAUUAUGUAUGUAUAGAGUUAUGUUAAUUAGUAGAACCUUAAAAGUAUAGUAAUCUA
This is a messenger RNA of Arachis stenosperma, 652 nucleotides long. RefSeq lists its product as uncharacterized. The coding region runs from base 166 to 522 and encodes 118 amino acids. The record is from RefSeq and is a predicted model, not a curated record. NCBI's taxonomy places the organism in Eukaryota, Viridiplantae, Streptophyta, Magnoliopsida, Fabales, Fabaceae. The transcript has a single exon.